This is a messenger RNA of Dentiscutata erythropus, 1847 nucleotides long. Lineage: Eukaryota; Fungi; Glomeromycota; Glomeromycetes; Diversisporales; Gigasporaceae. The record is from the annotation of a GenBank genome assembly.
AUGACACCGCCUAACUCUAUGAUGCAAAGUUUCACAAGUAAUUCUUUCAUGGAACUUGAAGCUGAUUUCAAUUUGGCGCAAAAUCAAAUUUUUAGAAGUUCAGAAAAUGAAAUGUAUGAUUUGACAAACGAAGAGUCGCAAGAAGAUGCUAAUAUUAGUUUGGAUAAUAAAAUGAAUAGUUCGCAAAAUACCUCAGAUAAUGAAGAAUUACAUGAAGGCUUAAAGGAUUUUCGACGAAAUAGGAAUGACCUUUAUUUAGACAAUUUAAGCAUUUGUCAUCGUAGUUUUGAAUAUUCUCAAUCACGUGCACAUAAAGCCAAAAAAGUAAUUGACAUUACCAAGCAGCGUGAACGUAAUUCAGCAGCAAUUAAUUGCCAGUGGCACGUGAAUUUUAACAAACGUAAGGAUGCUACUAAAAUAGUUUGUAUCUCUUUUGUUAACGAACACAACCACGAAAUGAAUCCCGUAAUUGUUCAAAUGGCACCAUGUUUUCGAAAAUUGUCAAAGGAAAUGUUAGAGGAUAUAGAGUUUUACACACAUUCUAUGAAAGGUUUAGGAGCAAAAAUUCAGUAUAGUCUUUUAAGUGCUAAGUACCCAAAUAAGUAUAUAGACAAGAAAGACUUGUAUAAUGCUAUUCAACGGUUUAGAAUCCCUUCACGUGAUAAAUUAAAAACUGAUGCCACAGAAGCCUUGCAACAAUUAAUAGCUUUAAAGGCUAAAAAUUCUGAAUGGGUAGUUGUGCCCAAUAUUGGUGACAGAAAUAGAUUGACGGUGCUUUUUUGGAUGUCCCCUCUACAAGUUUCACUAUGGGCACAAUUCCAUGAUAUUGUAAUAACUGAUAACACUUGCAAGACCAAUUGUUAUGAAAUGCCAUUAUGCCUUUUUUUAAUUGUAGAUAAUAAUACUUGUUCACGUAUCAUUGCACAGGCAUUAUUGGAAGACGAAACGCAGGCUUCUUUUGAAUGUUUAUGUGAAAUUGAUUUUGAGCGUCGUUGGAUGCGGUUUGUUGAGUUUCUCAGAUCAUUCUCUAAGGCAUCUAGAUAUGCACUCGAAACACUUUAUCCUUCACUUUCACAUAAUUCAACUUUAUUACACCUGGUUGAUGCUAUACAAAAUCGUUUAAAUGAAGAGGCGCGAUAUGCACGAAUAAAUGAACAACAGAACAUGAAUCCAUCCAUAGGCCUGUCUCAUGUUGUAACAAAAUACUUUCCUGUCAUCGAUUCUUUAAUUCGAGAAUACUUGACUCCGCAUGAUCAGUUUCCGCAAGAACCUGAAAACAUUGUUGAAAAUGGGUGUCUCGAAGAUGAUUAUGAACGGCAUCAAAUAGGUCUUAAGUCAUUAUUACAAACUUUGGAACGUGAUAUUGUUGUACAAAUUUGGAUAGUAGUGCCGCAAGGAUUGUUUCAAGGUCAUUUUACUAAUUACAUUGUAAUACUUGCGGAUGGCACGCAUUUAUACACUUGCCUUACCUUAGUUAGCAAAGGAAUCGUCUGCUGUCAUUUUAUGAAAGUCUUAAUGAAAUCACAUCUUGCUAGAUUUCAUAUUUUUUUGAUAUCCAGUCGGUGGUACAAGACUGACAAGAUAAAUGAAAAUAAAAAUCUAAUUGCUUCUCUCCCACCAAUCAACUUAUAUGAAUCUAAUCAACCUUCGGCAACAAAUGUCACUUCACAUAUUAUCGAUUUUCAAUACCUUUCUCGAUUUCGUGUUGCUAAUGUAUUUACACCCGCUUUACAAAAAUCUGUUAGCGAAAAAACGCGUUGGUCUAAGGGGCAUGAAUUAACAAAAAAAGCACUUAACCUAACGUUACGGCUUAACUGUGAUGAUGAAUUUAAUCAGAUGAUGGAGAA